Molecule: messenger RNA, 3736 nt
Organism: Triplophysa dalaica
Lineage: Eukaryota; Metazoa; Chordata; Actinopteri; Cypriniformes; Nemacheilidae
Gene: tbc1d2
Product: TBC1 domain family, member 2
Exons: 14
Coding region: 310-3162 (950 amino acids)
Source: RefSeq, a predicted model, not a curated record
UCACUCACAAAAACGCUCUGUUAAGUCACUAAUGUAUGCCUUUAAAAACUUAGAUAGUUGUCAUGUUUUGUUUUCUGUUUCAAUGUCAUGAAAUAGGGAGGCUUCUUCUGCAAGUUCCGUCACACCCACUGAAGACUUAUUACAGCCCUACCCCAACUUGUGUUUUUUCUCCCUGAUCUGUCACUUAGGACUCAAUGUAAGAAAUAUGAAUCAUUGAUCAAGGAAGUGUUCACGUACAAACUUUUGUCGGAGGUGCGCGCUGGACAAACAGGACUGAAGAAAUUUGGCUUUAUUCUUUAACAGAAGCAGAUGGAGAACGAGCCACUCCCCAACACUUGUUCAUCCCCUCCACCAGCCAUAUGUGUAACUCUUGCAGAUCAGAGUGUCUGUUCUGAGGAAACGACCCAACAGACUCGGAGCAUGCCAGAACAGGUUCGGGAAAAGGAAGACACCCAGAUCCGUGCCGUUCAACCAGACGUCACCAACGUCAAUUCUGGAGGUUCUUCUUCUCCCAGUCCUAAAUUGUGUGGCUAUCUCAGCAAGCAAGGUGGACCCCUGAAAUCCUGGAAGACCCGAUGGUUCACCUUCGAGGAGAAGAGCUGUCAACUGUUUUACUAUCGCACGGCACAGGACAUCAAUCCCCUGGGUAAGGUGGAUCUGUCUCGUGCCACGUUCAGCUACCCGCUGCUGGUAGAUGAGGGAACCUUUCACAUUCAGACCCCAGAGCGGACUUUCAUACUCAAGGCUCCUAACCGUGAUGCACACAUCUACUGGCUGCAGCAGCUGCAGUUGAAGCGUGCAUCAUACAGAGAGCAGCAUACCAGACAUUUCUCCCUGCCGAAAUCAGAUAACCAACCAUUAAAUAGCACACCAUCGGCACAAACAUGCGCCGCCGAUUUCUUGCCAGUAGUAAAAACACCUCCUGGCCUGGUGGGUGAAGAAGCUGCCAGUCUGCCCGCUCCAGGAACGAACAGCCCUCUGAACAUGUCAAUCAAACAUCCUCUUAUUGAGCUCCAGAACACAAUGCAUAGUCUGCUUCACCGGCAGUCACAGGAAAUACGACAAAGUGUUUUCCAUAUCGAUGCCCAAUGUGAACCAAACGUCUCUAAAAAAUCACAGAUGCCUACUUCUGUAGGACCUACACACGUUUCCUCUGAAGCCCCAGAAUCCACCGCUAUCCCCAGUAGUGAAAAACUGCAGGAAAACAACCUCAUUCACCGUUUAUCCGCCUUGUCGCAAAACCGAAAGAGCAACAAGGACAAAUCCAAACCUCCAGACCAUAAAGAUCCAAAUGCUCCAGACAACACAUCUCGCCUUCAACAGGAAAAAUUCUCACUGAACGAGGAGGUCAAAGCACAAAAGGAGUUGGUGUCGCUCUUACAUAAAGUUCUGGAAGCUGCCCAGCUGGAGAAGCACACCUGCGUUGAGUUUCUAGCAGCCGAGGGGGAGCAGGAACGGCUGGAGCUGCUGAAACAAUGCGAGCGGCGUGCGACAGAACUGCGAGACCGUGUGGAUUCGCUACAGGCAGAGAACGAGACCCUCCACAGGGAUCUGAGCGAGAGGGACGCCCACGUCGCCGAGCUCCAGCAGAACAUCCAGCUCCUCAUGCAUAAGAAUCAGGCCAAACAGGAAGUGAUAUUAAAGCUUUCUGAUAAGCUGACAUCCUGCGGGGCCGACCAGCAAUGCACCAAUGGUGUCACGUCAGAAACCUUCAGACAAUUAUCACACGAGAAUGAGAAUUUGAAAGAUGAUUUGAAAGCAUAUAAAAUUCAAAACAAGUUUUUAAACUCAGAGAUCUGCCAGUUGACGACACUCUGGAGAAAAAGUUCAGAGCAGGAAAAAUGUCUGAUAGUUAAGUGUGCUUUCCUGGAGGCCAAUAACUGUCAGAUGGAGAGCAGGUAUCUGGGCGUCCUUCAGAAGCUCCAGGAGAGCGAGGAUCUGAGUCCAGAACAGAGAGAAUCGGUCAGGAAGGUGAUCAAGGAUGUGGUUCAAGUGGACCUGGACACAGCCAUCAAACUAAACCCCAUCAGUGAUUAUGAUGAAUAUGGCUUUAGGACCGCCGUCGACUACAAAGUUGAAGACCUGAAGCUUCUUUCUAAGAUCCAGGCUCUGGAAGUCCGAUCCCAUAACCUGCUGAACAAUGAUGAACGUGAUGGGUCCCUGCUGGCUCGCUGUGCUCAGCUCCUGUCUGGACGGGUUGAAGUAGAGCUCACCUCAUCGCCAGAACUGAAGAAUGUCCUGCGGACAGGCCUACCGUGCGAGCAUAGAGCAAGAGCGUGGCGUUACCUGAUUCAAACCAGAACUAAAGCGCUUAGAGAACGCUAUCCCAAUCGAUAUCAGGAACUGUGUGAAAAGAGCAGAACUUCACCUCACCUGGUGCCCAGACAGAUUCAGCUGGACCUGGAUCGAACGCUGAGAUCUAACCAACACUUUUCAGCCCCUUCAAGCCCUUUGAUACCACAGCUGGAGAGGGUUUUGCAGGCGUUCUCGUGGCAGAACCCCACCAUCGGCUACGUCCAGGGACUCAACAGACUGGCGGCCAUUGCUCUGCUAGUACUACAGAAUGAGGAAGAUGCCUUCUGGUGUCUGGUUGGGAUUGUGGAGUUCAUCAUGCCAAAAGAUUACUACACUAAAGACCUCGUGGGCUGUCAGGCAGACCAGCGUGUAUUUAAGGACCUCAUGUUGGAGAAACUGCCUCGACUCACAGCCCAUCUUGAAGCACAAAAAGUUGACGUGUCACUCAUCACAGUCGAAUGGUUCCUGGUGCUCUUUGUAGACAGUCUGCCCAGCCAAAUACUGUUUAAAGUGUGGGACGCCUUCCUGUUUGAGGGCAUCAAGGUGAUAUUCCGGUAUGCACUUGCUCUUUUCAAAUACAGAGAAGAAAGCAUCUUGAAGAUUCAUGAUAGUGCCGAGUUGUACCAGUAUCUCCACCUCUUAUCCAACACUAUUGCAGAUGGAAGGAAGCUCACAUACAUCGCCUUCAACGACAUGAACCCGCUUCCCAUGAAGCUGCUGAAGAACCGUCGCUCUGUUCAUAUGGAACGGCUCCACGCUGAGAUUAAAGAGCUGGAGAAUUUACAGAAAGCUUACAAAGCUGAGCACGUACAGUGCAAAGACACAGAGCUGGACACUCUAGCUAGUGAAGAUGAAGAGGAAGCGUAAAACAUAGCUUUUGCUCAAAUGCUUACCUUUGAAUGGGGAAUGAGAAACACUAAAGGUUGGUCCAUAAGAACAUGAAAAUUCUGUUAUUAUUUAUGUCAUUACGGACCUGUACGACUUUCUAUCUUGAGAAUGUUCUUUAUACAUCAUGCAAGUGAUGCAGUAGAUCCAAUAAUGCACUAAUAGUAUGUAGGACUUGUGUAAAACAUUCAAAGACAUACAAAAUCUUUAGAUAAGAAAAUGACUUAAAAUCUAAAUGAUGACAGAAUUUUGAUUUCUUAGGGUAAAAAAAGUAAAAUUCACAAAGACAUUUAUGCAUUACCAGUAGGGGGCAGCAGAAAGCUGAUUUGGUCUCACUUUGGGCACAUUGAGUCUGUAUAUAUUUACAUCCUUCAGCAUGUAAUUGUAUUUAACUUUAUUCAGAUUUCAAGCUUUGAUAUUUUUUGUAUUAUUUAAAAAUGUUAUACUUCAUUGCUUUUGUAAAAAAAACAUGCAUGUAAGCCCAAAGUUGUCUUAGCCAGAACCGGACUUUAUGCGUAUAAUAAACAUAAAUCUCAACUAGGACUUUCAGUAAAUA